GAAAAGAAAAGAAGAGAAAUAAGAAAACCCAAAAAAUAAGCGAUGAAUUGAGGAAGAAGCGAACGGGGCCAAUUGCCGUUGGGGAUCAGGCGACCUGUCUCCGUCUCUCGCGCGGCCAAGUCCCGGAGCCAAAUCGAGACCCGCAACAAAAACCUCCGAUUACCGCCGUUCACAUCGCCUACGAGAAUCAGAGCAAAGUUCCAGGAUCAUCGAUCCAACACGAAGAAUUCUCGUUGCGUCCGUCCGUCCGUCGCCUUCUCCGAUUCCAUUUGGCGAUAAGUUUAGUUCAGCUGUUCGAUUCAUGGAUGUGCCGAGCUCAUGGGACGCCCUCCGCAAGCAGGCAAGAAAUCUCGAAGCUCAGUUGGACGAGCAGAUGAAUUCAUAUAGGAGGAUUGUCUCUGCAAAGGCUUCUUCUAAAGCUGAUGCAACAGAGACAGAUGUUGAAACUGGGAUAGAUCGACUACUGAAACAGCUUGAACAAGUAAAUAUACAAAUGCAAGCUUGGGUAUCAUCUGGAGGAUCGGAGAUGGUUUCUCAUACUUUGACACGGCAUCAAGAAAUUCUACAAGAUCUUACGCAGGAGUUCUAUCGACUUCGAUCCAGCCUAAGAGCUAAACAAGAGCAUGCCUCACUCCUUGAGGAUUUUAGGGAGUUUGAUAGGACAAGGCUGGACUUGGAAGAUGGCCACGGUUCACCAGAGCAAGCCCUUCUUAAGGAGCGUGCAACCAUUGGAAGAAGCACAGGACAGAUGGAUAAUGUCAUAUCUCAAGCACAUGCGACACUUGGUGCCCUUGUUUUGCAACGUUCCACUUUCGGGGGCAUCAAUUCAAAACUUAGCAAUGUUAGCAGCCGCCUCCCAUCGGUUAAUCAAAUUCUCUCGGCAAUAAAGAGGAAAAAGUCUAUGGAUACGAUCAUACUCUCUCUUGUUGCUUCCGUUUGCACAUUUCUCAUUUUCAUAUAUUGGCUGAGCAAGUAACGGUGCCAUUUUUAGCAUUUCUAGUGGGUUGCCAGUAUGGGCCAAUUUCUCGAUAUUUUGUAAUUAGUUUUUCUGUAGAAUGCCUCAACUGUCUUUCUAUACCUUUUCUUUAUCCUCCAAAUGGAUGCUGUAUCUGCAUUUUACUGUUUAUAAAGAUAAUACCAGAUGCACUUCAAGGCUUUUGGGUCCACCA
Molecule: messenger RNA, 1169 nt
Organism: Rhodamnia argentea
Lineage: Eukaryota; Viridiplantae; Streptophyta; Magnoliopsida; Myrtales; Myrtaceae
Product: Golgi SNAP receptor complex member 1-1
Exons: 5
Coding region: 302-976 (224 amino acids)
Biological process (GO): endoplasmic reticulum to Golgi vesicle-mediated transport; vesicle fusion
Cellular component (GO): Golgi medial cisterna; cis-Golgi network; SNARE complex
Molecular function (GO): SNAP receptor activity
Source: RefSeq, a predicted model, not a curated record